This is a messenger RNA of Aspergillus versicolor CBS 583.65, 1371 nucleotides long. RefSeq names its product metal-dependent hydrolase family protein. The record is from RefSeq and is a predicted model, not a curated record. The coding region runs from base 1 to 1371 and encodes 456 amino acids. The transcript is spliced from 2 exons. Gene Ontology annotation, molecular function: hydrolase activity, acting on carbon-nitrogen (but not peptide) bonds. NCBI's taxonomy places the organism in Eukaryota, Fungi, Ascomycota, Eurotiomycetes, Eurotiales, Aspergillaceae.
AUGGCAGUCCCCAGCCCGAUAUCUCCUUGGCCCAUUCCCCUCCAAGAACCCAACCAGGUCUGCAUCCUGGCCUCAACGCUCAUCCCCGGCCGUGGCGAUCCCAUCCGCAACGCUGCAGUCGGCAUCUCCACGACAACCGGAACCAUCACCUUUGUCGGCCUGCAGUCCCAGAUUCCCUCGUCCCUCGCCUCCGCGGCCCGCGUGGCAGUUCGAUACCUCCUCCCGGGCCUCUGGGACUGCCACACGCGCUUCACUGGCGUGCUCAACGUCGAUUUUCCAGACUUCAUCCAGACACACCCUGCGGCCAUGGGCGCUGCCAUCACCCGCAGGCUGCACGACACCCUCAUGGCCGGAAUAACUUCCGUCCGCGACGUCGGUUCGUACGCCACCGAGGUCGCCCCGCUAAUUGAGAAGGGCAUCAUCCUUGGCCCAAGCAUCUUCGGCGCCGGCGGCGCAAUCGGUAUAACGGGUGGGAGCUGCGACGCGUGUACUCUACCCUCCGACUACGUGUACUCGCGGCAGGGCACCUCCUCCACCUCCGGACGGAAUCCCUGGCCGGGGGUGAGCUGUCUCGUUCUAGCAGACGGGGUCGAAGAGUGCCGCCUUGCCGUGCGGCAACAGAUCCGGCGCGGGGCGCGGUGCAUCAAGAUCGUUGCGACAGGCGGCGUGCUGAGCACUACCGACAACCCGCAGUACAGACAGUACUCCGACACCGAGCUCGCAGCGAUGAUCGAGGAAGCCGGCCUGCAGGGCCGUUCGGUGGCUGUGCAUGCGCACGGGAAGGACGGGAUCAUGGCAGCCGUCCGCGCAGGCGCGCACACGAUCGAGCACGGAAGCUACAUCGAUGACGAAGCGGCCCAGCUCAUGGCCCACCACGGGGUAACCCUCGUCGCGACGCGGCACGUCAUCGAAGCAGGCCUGCGCAACCUUGAGACGCUGAACCCAGAAACAGCACAGAAGAUGGUCGCCAUCGCGGAGUCGCAUCUGCGCGCAUACCAGACGGCCGUCCGGCACGGGGUCAAGAUUGCGCUGGGCACUGACAUCGCCGGGUCGAACCCCGCCAGCCGGACGGCCCAUGGCAGGAAUGGUGCCGAGGUUGGGUAUGCUGUCAAGGCGGGCCUCACGCCGUUGCAGGCGAUUGAGGCGGGCACGGUGAACUCGGCUGAGACACUGGCGGAGCUUGCGCCUAGUAAGGGGCUUGUCAAGGUUGGGUGGGAUGCGGAUUUGAUUGCCCUUGAUGAAGAUCCUCUGGAGAAUAUCCAUCUCUUUGAUACGCCGGAGAAUGUCAGGUAUGUGUGGAAGGGUGGGCUGCUGGUUAAGUCGCCCACGGGGAAACUACUCUGGCCGCCAUUGGCUGCUGCUGGAAGAUGA